This is a messenger RNA of Trichogramma pretiosum, 1254 nucleotides long. RefSeq lists its product as uncharacterized. Gene Ontology annotation, cellular component: SAGA complex. The coding region runs from base 178 to 1137 and encodes 319 amino acids. The record is from RefSeq and is a predicted model, not a curated record. Gene Ontology annotation, molecular function: transcription coactivator activity; protein heterodimerization activity. The transcript has 7 exons. Lineage: Eukaryota; Metazoa; Arthropoda; Insecta; Hymenoptera; Trichogrammatidae.
GAGUGGACUGAAAUCAAAUAAUGCAUUUUGACGGUUACUCGUAAGUCGUAUGAUCUUUAACCUAAAGCUUUGCAGUGUGCUGUGACUUUGUAAACAUACACAACGACGAGUCAAAACAUUGACACAUGACUGAUAGAUUUAGUGAAUUUUAACAGUUGUAAAUAUAACAGGAAAAUAAUGAAUUCUAGUCCGAAAAAACGUGAAAAUUCUCGUUUGUGGGGUGAACUACCUCCAAAAGAAACUGCUGAAGAUAAUGAUCCUGAGCAAGAAAAUGCCAUAAAAGAAGUAUUUUCUUCGGACGUCGUCGAAGGUAUUUGGCGUCAGGUUAUGGAUGAGUACAAUAGCUCGGAUUGCGAUUAUCAAAAUCACAAACAAUCAGAAUUUAUACAAUUACCUGCUGGAAACUCGCAUGUUUUAAACACAGUGCACCUGCAAGAACAAAUAAAACUAAUGGAUGAAGGUACAGUGUUGAAUAAUCUAACAGUCAUAGAAGAUGAAAAUGAACAGUCAGCUUCACAAAAUAAUCAUAGUUUUUCUAUACCCAAUAGUGAUCAAAAAACCAAAUUUAAAAACCAACCUCCAGGACCACACUUGAAACCUUCAACGGUUCAAAGUUUAUUGCAACACUCAGUUAUAACACUGCUAGCUCACAUUGGGUUUGAUAAAGCAUCGGAUCAUGCUAUCAAUACUCUUUCAGAUAUUGCAGAUCAUUUUUUAAGAAAAAUAGGGCUCUUGCUCAAAAAAGCUUCAGAAGAAACAAAUUAUGGUUUUCCAGACGCAUUGCAGAAAGUUCUUGUUGAAUCUAACAUUGGAGGCAUUGCAGCCCUUUAUGAGCACUACGAAGAGUUUGUACUCAAACAUGAAAAAUAUGUUAAAAAAAUGGCAGAAAGAAAAUUAGAAGAACAAAAACAGCUGGAGUUGAAUAUUUCCAAAACAAGUAUGGAUAUAAAUGAAGCAACGAAUAAUCUUCAGUUUGACGAACUUGGUGAAUUUGGAAAUGUUUAUAAAGAAAUACCAACUCUACAGUUACUUGACCCAGAAAUGGGAUUUCCACCUAGUUUAGAUGCAGGCUUCCAAAUGCUUCACAGUUUAGAACAAGACGAAUUAAAUAGUUUAUCAAUGGAAGAAGAUGGAUGAUGCUCAUUAUUAAUUGUAUGAUAUUUUUUGAUACCAAUGUGAAAUAAUCUAGCGAGAUAAAUUUAAUUGUACAACUAAGUUAAUUGUUAUUUUUAUUUUUAAUAAAAAAACAUUAUU